GGGGGAUAGACCAGGCCGGGGGACGGACCGGACAUGGACAGACCGGACCGGGCUGAGCUGAAUAGAGCCGCUCGUGUUCCGAGCUCCGGGCCCGCGCCAAGCCACGCCCCGGCGCCGGGCGGCCGAUCUCCGGUGCAGUGGCGACGGCCACCGGCGGGGAACGGCUCGGCCUGUCAGGGAUCAGGGGCCGGGCCGGGCCGAGGCGCCGUCAUAAGAGCUGGGCUGCCGGGACAGCGGCCUGUCCGCUGCCCUGUUACCCCGGUCCCACACUUUAGAGGCACUGAAGGAAAACUUGGAAGUAGCAAAUCUUCUUCGUGAUUGUGUGCAGUGGAUGAUCUAGUGUCUGAACUGCUGUGGUGCAGCAACAAUGGAUGGUUUUGUGCAAGCAGUGGAGACUGCCAGUGCUAGGAGGGAGGAGUGGAACUGGCCUCAGCGGUUGGAGAGGCCAGUGUGUCUGUGUCUCAGCGCUGCAUGGCUGCGAUGGCGCCUGCUCUCACAGAAGCAGCAACGGAAGCUCACCGUAGAUUCAAACUGGCGACGCCUUCCUCAUCCCUCUCUCCCUCAGGCACAACUGACACAGACAACAGCAACUCCAUUAAUAACAGUACCAGAAGAAAAGCUUUUGCAGACGACCAUAGUCUGGAUUUCCACAAUAACGCUGGGAAGGAAGAUCAGUGUAAGUUGCUGUCUCCACGUUGCUGCUUUGAUGGAGGAUCUCGUCCACCGCCACCACCAGAAUCGGUGAAACUUCAAGGAUCUUUAAGCAAGCACGGAGUUAUCAAGACUCAUACGGUCCUGUCCCAUUCUUUGCUGGAAGCUGGUGUGCUUGGGUCAGAUCUGAUUGAUGGACAGGUAGCUGUGGAAUUUUCUCCUAAACUUAUUAAAACUAUGAAUGCUGGUAACAGUUAUCCAUCACUGCCACCUUCCCCAGAGCCACCAGUUAAUGGCUUGGCCAAGAAAUCUGCUGGCAGUCUACAUCUAGAUCACGAUUUGAAUGUUGCAAAGCCUGGAGGGAAAACAGUUUCCUCAGGGCUUCCUGCUAUUGGAUCCAGUCAAACUGAAGAUAUCCGUAAAUUAUCAUCAAUUAUGUCAUGUAAUGUAACAAAAACAGAUGUGGCGGUGGAACCAAGAAAAUUCAAACAAUUGAACACUGUUGAUGAGGAUUUACACAAAUCAGAGUUUGCCAGGCACUUAGUGUUUGGAGAAAAUGGUAUUGCGAAUACUAAAGUUAUGUCCUCGCCUGAGAUCUCUGGUGGUAUUUCUGGAAAUGCUGAUGCUCCGAGUGGUCUUUCUCCCUCCAAGACGAACACCUGCAAUAUUCUGGACACUGAGGUUCACAGUAGGACUUUGAUGGCUCAGACCAGACAAAGUGAAAUCAGAAGAAGAGCCUACAGACUUCGGAAACGACUGGAAGUUGUGCAAGUAAAGCAGGUGGAGCGCCAUGUUCAACAGCAACUCGGAGGAUUUGUGGAGAAAACUGCGCACCAUUUUCCGCCUUUGGAUUGCUUGAGGCGUCAGGAUGGGUCUUUACAAAAUAAUUAUGGCUGUAAAUCCAGUUCCAUUUCAUGGAAAGGGAACAAGAGUGCUUCAGAAACAUUGGUAAAUUUCUUCAAGAGCAGUUCAAUGACUAAAGGGCUUGAAAAAUUUAUUUCGAGCUCUGACUCAAAACUACGAUUCAGUGAGAAUGCUUUUGAUUCCGAUGUUACAGAGAGCAGCUCUGGUGGGGAGUCUGAUAUUGAAGAGGAAUCGAAAACCAAAGCAGAAACAAAGCAAUAUCUUGCACCUUUGCGGCAGUGCUCAGAAUGGCGGUGGGCAAUCGAACGGGCUUCUAUUGUGAGCCGCUGGAACUGGCUACAAGCUCAUGUAUCAGAUUUAGAGUAUCGCAUCCGCCAGCAGACAGACAUUUACAGGCAAAUCCGCGCCAAUAAGGGUUCAAUUGUGCUUGGAGAUGUUCCACCCUCAGAAGACACGAGCCAACUGCCAGUCUCCUGCUCAGGCAGAGCAGAAUGUCCAUCUCUAAUUGAUCCCAAAGCACACAGUGCUGGUGGCAAUCUUGACAUGUCAGUCCAUGGACGUUCUUCAUUACCCAGAGUUGUGGGUAAACAGGUUAUUCCCCCGGUUCAUCCCAAAGAAAAUGUGACAUCUUCUGCACCUAUCGAAUCUGCACCAACUAAACCCUGCUGUCACUCUAGGCCUGUCAAUGGAGUUGUCAACAGUGUUCACAGCUUACUUCCUGACAACAAUUCAGCCGACAACUUAGAUGCGGAAGAGCGACUAAAUAAAAAGCAGAGAUUGAAUUCAUUGCCUGUACCACUCAAUACUACCUGCACUGCAGCGCGAGUUCGCCCAGUACUAACUUGUAAAAAACGGAGACUCAUCAGACCCAGUACCAUGCAGCCACUCAACCAAAAGAACCAGCACCCUCUUAUUGUGAAAUGUAACUGUAAUGUCACAACAUCGUGUAUCAUGUGUAGCUCCAAGAACCCCGAGGCACGCGAGGAUCAGUACAACAUGCCCAUGUCAGAGCGACUUGCAUUGUUAGAUGCUUGUCUACACCCAGUCCUGUCAUUCUGUGAUGAUAUCCCACUGAACAUGCACUUGCAACCAGUUCUGAAAGGUUAUUCACAGAAUAAAUCACUGGAUAAGAACAAAAAGCUCUUGCUAAAGCACAAAGGCUUUUCGGUAGCAAGUUUGUCAGAUCCAUCCCGGAGAAUGCAGCAAAAACUAACAAACUCCAUACUCGCAUCAGCUAAGUAUACCUAUAAUAAGAAUCGUACAGAGAAGACGCAGCAUUUUGAUGAUUUGCUGUCUGUCUCCAAGUUCGAGAACGCUAAUGUACAAGAUAGAUUCCUCAACAAAAGGAGACACCGUGAUUCUUCAUCAGAAGUAAUGGAAGCUCGACGGGCCCUUUCAGAUAUGGGGAGCUCGUAUGGUUCUACACACACCUCAACCCACGGCUCAUUGCUGCGACGGUUAUCUUCAUCAGAGAGCUCUGCAUCAAGCAUGACCAACGCGAACACGAUGGCGUCCACUUUGCAGGCACUCAGGAAGCGAAGGGGAGAAAGUUCCUUUGAUAUUAACAACAUUGUGAUCCCAAUGUCCGUUGCUGCAACAACUCGUGUGGAGAAACUUCAGUAUAAGGAGAUCCUAACACCGAGCUGGCGUGUGAUGGACUUAAAACCUGAUGCAACAAAUCACAGACUCUGUGCAGAGGAGCAAGAAGAGAUGGAGGAUCUUUCUGAUGCAGCCUUUAGUUCUCGACACGCCCAAUAUGAGGAAUUUGAACGUUCCCGGUGGACAACGUGGUUGGCCUCCCCAGCUAGUGCCCAGAGGCGUGGAAGCAGAUCUUACAAAUCAACAGAUGAAAAUUUGACCCCGUUGCCUGCUUCUGAUGUCAGUUAUCACAGUCUCGGAGAUUUAACCGUUUCAGGUUCACCUUGCAGCCCUUAUCCACCAAUAGUCAAUACAGACAUGCAUUACUCGUUCCUUUCGCAAGAAAAUGUUGGACAGAGUUCAAAUGAGGAUACACGAUGUUCCACGCCGGAUAUUGGUUAUGAAGAGGAGGCUAUUCAUCCCUGGGAGAAGCGAACAUUCCCACUAACAUGUGACCCAGGGACAGAACGCGAAUGUCGAGCUGCAACUGUCCACAGGCAAACCAGAAACAGUCGCCGAUCAUCAGGAGGAAGUAACCAAGGAAGCAGGGAGUUAGAGAGUGGUGGACUGGCCACAGUUCAGCACGAUGACACGCAGAGGCAUUCUACAUCUCUGCGGCUCACACACAGAUAAAAAAAAUAGUGGCAGAUACACUUUUCUUGACGUUUGAUAUUCAAACAUCACCCAAACAAAAUUCACAGUUUUAGUGAAUUUAGAAUCCAUUUUUGACAACUUUCUUCAGUUAGAUUUUCUGUCACCAAUCUAAGUUAUUUUAACAGGUUAGUUUGAGUUAAAUUCUAGGGUAAAUGCUGGAUUGAUUGAUUCGUUGGCUAGUAAGCCAUAAUAAACCAAAACAAAGUUGUUUUAAAAAAUCCACGUAGCUACUGAUUAUUGAUCCUUCAAAUCAACAAUAGAAUAUACAUUCAGCAAUGUCCAAAAGCAGUUCAGUUUCAUAAUCACGUUUGCUACUGUUUUUGCUGUACAUUGUUUCCUAUUUUAAGCUUUGAAGUGUACAUCAGCUAGGUGCACCUGGGCCAGCAGCUCCACCCGGAAGGUUCACUUGAAUCGCACCCCAUAGUGGUUUAAUUUUAAUUUGUUCUUCAAUUGGUGAGUUGGAAUAUAAUAGUCAUGGGCACUGAUUUAGCUGAUGGGGUUCAAAGAAGAAUUGAUUGCUGCAUAGCUGUGGAUAUUUUGGAGAGUCGGGGGCAUCUGCACUCUUGCUGGGCCUUUCUCUUUCCUGAAUCUUGAUUUCAAGCCACUAUUGAGUGAUAGCCUGUGAUCAGAUGCUUGGAAUGGGGUUGGCCGUUGAAAAGAGGAUCAUCGGAUGCUGAGUCAAAAGUCCAAUGAGAGAUGAUUUGGGUCAAGAGAGGGAUGAAGAGGCAAACAGUUACAGAUAACAUGUUGGAUAUAGCAUCUCAGUAAAAUGAGCUGUCUCUUUAAACCAUUCAGAACCUUGUGGUUGCUUCAGCUCCUUUAACAUCAACGUACGCGACAGUCCCUUUCAGGAACCAUGAACGUGGUGAAGAGAAAUGAAUGUUGUGUUUCCAAAGUGAUUCUCGUGGUAUAUUAAUCAUCAGGGAUGCAAUAUCCUCAUCUGAAUUGCAAGUGAAAAGUUGUCCUGGUAAUCGAUUCUUUGUUGAAAUAAUUAAAGGCUUAAUGUUCUCUAUAUAUAGCUUAAUACACUGAAUCCUUGGGUAGCUAUUUCAGCACUCACCCAGACUAACUGAGAAGCAUUACAGUACAAGAAUGCAAGCUCCAGUAGUUUACAUUUUUUUAAAAUUGUUAAUUGCAUAUCCAUGAUCCAUGUUAGGGUUGAUUGAGCGAUAAUUCAUCUGUUGUAAAAGUCAAGGCUCCUCUACCAAAUGAGGCUGUAAUGUAAAUAGCCCUGAAGGUAGGUCAUUCGGAUGCAUUUCCAUCAUCUCCAACCAAAACAGUAACCUGCUGUAUCCAUUUUCAUGCAUUGUUAUGCAGUAUCUCAUUUCAACCUUCAUUAGCAUUAACACUGAUGAGUUGAAUCUUUGUCACAUAUGCAAUUGUGGAUCUGAUUGAGGUAAUCAAUAGUCAGGAUGAAUAGAGGAAGUUUAGAGGAACACCUGCAGGGUUCCAUGCUCAAACCCUUUCAGAAUUGCUACAGCACCUUGCCCUUGGAGAGAACCUGUAAUGAUUUUACGCGUUUGUAUCUAAGUUCUGAUUUACUUGGAUCUUUUCCACUUUCUGAUAAUAGUGACAUGCAUUCAAAAGGCUGCCAAUAAUAUAAAUCAAUAGUAAAGCUACUUACAUACAAAACAUCUACCACAGAUGGGCAAUAGCUUCCACAAAGAAAUGGGACAGUGCAGAGAAAUUUUCACUGGCAUUUCAUGCCAGUUCUGUAAAGGUUGUUUCCCCAUCUGCUCUGUGCUUUAAAAGCUGUGCUACAAGUGCAAUGCUCUGUUCAGGAUAGGCACAUUCUCAAGCCCAUCCACAAAUGCGACUGCAGUCUGUGCCAGGGAUUUAAAAUUGGAUUGAAUAGCCUACUUUGUACAGGUAGUACCAAAUGCCAUUCAUUCAACUCCCUUACCUCAGUGCAGUGACUGUGUGGGUGCCCUCUGACUUGAUUGAUCUAGGUUGAUGUAGUCUGAUUACAUAAUGAUUUGGAGAGGGAGAGGCUGACUGUCUCCUGAUGAGAGGGAGUCAACACUCUGAAAGUAGUUUUGUCCACAUACCGAUUGUUAGUUGCAUUGAGCCCAACUACUCUUGUCCUGGUUGUGGUGUAAUUGAUCGGAGGGAAGGAAAACACUCUAGAAUGUUGCUGGUUGUGGAGAGAUGGCAUUAAUGAGCUGUUUCCAUCGUGCAUCUUCUGAAUUAGACAUCAUCUCAUGGUUUAUCCUUGUGCUUUGCCUUUACUCAUUGUGGCCAUUCCAAUUUGCUCAGACAUCUGACUACUUUUUAAAUGUGCAUUCGAUCAAAGCUUUUUUGUCGAAACUGUAAAAGAUUAAUGCAAGGUGGAGGGUUUAUGUUGGGUUGAUGGGGUUUACAAAUCUGCCAGAGUAAAUAUCAGAGAAACCUGAUAAGAUCUGUGGUUUGCCAAAGAAAAGACUUAACAAAAAUGGGUCUUAUCAGCACUGGGCAACAGGAUCCAUAAAACCCAGUUACUGUUUAGUUUUCUGGAACGUGCUAACAUAUUUUAAAUAAUUUUGCAGGUGGGGGCUGUGGUGCAUAACACAUGGGUGUAUAUUUUAUGCACAAUUGAUCAAUUAACCUGACCUCCUUACCUCUUUGGGAGCAUAGGGUAUGUAGAUUUGAACAGUGACUCUAAAUCAGUAUUAACCUAUAUUUAGGUUUCAACUAAUGUUCCUCUUUUCUCAGCACUUAGCAUUCUGUGAAUGCGGAACAUAGGAAACAGCUUGGUAAAAAGCAUAACAGAUUCUCUCAUUCACUCUAAACCAAAUUUAUCUUAUCAACUGGCCAGAUCUUCAGCUUGUUGAGGAACAGCAUGAAAGGACAAGCCAUAUUGUUUUUAUUGUAUUCGCCUUCCAGCCCAGAGCUUUGGAACUUGAAUCUGAGAUUUAUAACAGAAUCAGCAUAAUCAAAAUUUACCGCAUUACAUUUAGACCAUUUUAUGUUCAUGGCAUGGAUUAAAUCUAUGGCCCAACUUUUGUCCCAAUUAAUUACACCUUAAUCACCCGACGAGUGUUGGUUUACAUUAGGAUAGUUCAGGCUAAAUCUUAAUGUCCUGUGUCUGCUACACCAGUUGUUGUCUUAGUUAUGAUUCUCACUGUGUUUGUUGUAUCACUCCAGUUGAAUAGGUAGUCCACGUUUUCUGAAGCGUUUGUGUUCUCUAGCUUUCUAGUAUUAAAUUUGAUUGGCAAGAUCCACUGGCCACUUUCCCAGUGUUGAAGUAGUGUUGCUUUUCAAUCAUGCUCUGAAGGUGCACAAUCCAGACUUCCUCACAAUAAUCUGCUUUCAGCUGUUGAAAGAGCAGUGGAUAGGUCAAUCCCUUUGGCAGUUUAUCUACACCUGUUGAAAUAUUGAGAGUAAAUGUUAGCAGAGUUAAAAUCAGUUAGUUGUCAAAUGAAGAGGAACUGCAUGUCUGCAAGGGCCUACCUGAAUCUUCAUUCCCAUCAGACAUUGUUUUCAAGCCUACACAGUCAUAGCACGAUUGCUGUAGGAAAGAACUGCAAAUGCUGGUUUAAAUCGAAGGUAGAUACAAAAUGCUGGAGUAAUUCAGUGGGACAGGCAGCAUCUGGGUGACGUUUCCAGACGAGACCCUUCUUCAGACUGAAGAAGGGUCUCGACCCGAAACGUCACCCAUUCCUUCUCUCCAGAGAUGCUGCCUGGCCUGCUGAGUUACUCCAGCAUUUAGUGUCUACCAUAGCACUAUUGCUGAUGGAUUGACCAUCUGCGUGGGUCAGCCUGGCCUGGUUUCCCACCUGCUCUGUCCUGUCGUACGGUGUUACAGAAUUGUUUAAAAAGCCUGGUGUUAAAUUCCUAUUUCAGAUAUAAAUUAUUUUGUGUUUGUGCUACAGAUACGAUGGGGCCAGUUCCACUCUUUGUCAGUCCCUGUGACCCAAUCAUUCUGAAAAUUGUUCAAUUAUACCUGUUUCCAUGUGGUGUCGAAAGCUUUGUUAGCCUUGUGCCUGUCUUUGUAUAUUUCCACUUUGGACAUUGAGAAGUGUAAAGACAAAAUCAGUUUUCUUUUUGAUCUUUUUAUAUUCAUUAAAUGAAAAUUGUAGCUGACUGCUUUGAUUGUGGUGUCCUUACCCUUGUAAAAAAAAAUCUAUUUUGUACAUUUUCUUUUUGAAAGCUGUGUAUGGAGGUAUGGGCUGUCAUUGUCCUCAUUGUAUAGAAUGUUUUUCUUCAUUCAGGAAAGCAUUACUUUAUGAUUUAACCAACCCGAAUGUUAAGCACAACUUGUGCUUAUAAAAAUAAAAUUUUAAAAAUAGUUUAAAGAUU
Messenger RNA from Leucoraja erinaceus (little skate), 8085 nucleotides. RefSeq names its product KAT8 regulatory NSL complex subunit 1-like. The transcript is spliced from 16 exons. Gene Ontology annotation, molecular function: histone acetyltransferase binding. The record is from RefSeq and is a predicted model, not a curated record. NCBI's taxonomy places the organism in Eukaryota, Metazoa, Chordata, Chondrichthyes, Rajiformes, Rajidae. Gene Ontology annotation, cellular component: NSL complex. The coding region runs from base 472 to 3786 and encodes 1104 amino acids.